Molecule: messenger RNA, 2973 nt
Organism: Dreissena polymorpha
Lineage: Eukaryota; Metazoa; Mollusca; Bivalvia; Myida; Dreissenidae
Exons: 8
Coding region: 410-2824 (804 amino acids)
Molecular function (GO): ADP binding; protein binding
Source: RefSeq, a predicted model, not a curated record
GCAUUGUUUUGAUAAUGUUUUGCAGACCAGUGAUUGUCGGCCUGGGUAUUUUCAAGAAAAACUGUAGACUGCCUCCGUUACUAGUUGGGAUUCCAAGGGAGAUGAUGAAGCGCUGGACUUAGUGACACGUUGUAAUGAAAAGAGACUAAUGACGGCGUAGUAGAAUUCACAGGAAGACAAUGACUACAAAUUAAGAAUUCAAAGCAAAAUAAUAUAUGGCUUAUUCCAUUACGGACAAUGUCUACGGUUCGUUAACAAUUCUUAAAGAUAAUAGACUAAUGCUAUUACGCCUAAAUUAACACCGCGGUUAGAUUCAUUAUUACAUGAAAGAAAACUGUGAUAAGCAGGUCGGUUUGCGUUUACUAUUGUAUCAAAUCACAACAACAGUAAUUUAGCAAUUUUUCUCGGGAUGGAAAACUGCUUCGAGGCCCGGUUCGUGGGUCGAAAAGAUGAACUCCGCGAUUUGCAAGCUGCCUGGAACAAAAAAUUUAAGAUGUUCGGAAUUUUCGGGAUGCGAUCUGUUGGUACAUCAAGGCUAGCGAAGGAGUUCCUUGCUAGUGUCUCGGAUCAAUAUGAGGAACUAGUCUACGUGAACUUGAAGAAAACCAGCGACCUAGCCGCGAUGUACGUCAAUAUAUGCGCCCAGUUGACUAUUGCUGUUGAAUCGAAUCCGAACGAUGACAAGUCGUGGGAAAGCAUGCUGGUCUAUACUGUUUCCACGAGAACAAAACAAUACGUAUUCUGUUUUGACAACGGCGAAUACUUUAUUGACAUGGCCAAAACCCACGACCCUCUACAAAAUCUCUGUAUUGCCCUUAUAAAACUGAACAAUGUAAACGUUAUUUUGACUUCUACAACAAAGUUUCAGCUGGAAAGAUUGCGGCAUAUCUACCAUGUUUGUGAGCUGCAACCGCUAAAGCCAACAGAAACAUCGGAGUUACUUAGAGCCGAAGCGCCUGGGUUGGACUAUGGCAAAUACAUGGACCCUAUUGUCGAACUUAGUGAAGGGUUGCCGCUUCUGAUCCUCAUGAUAACGUCCGAGCUUCGGGAUGACGGAGGCAUGUUGACGCCGCAUGACAUGGCACAACUGCUAGCGGAAUAUAGACUAAAAGUCCUUAGUCGAGAGUUUUACCCCGAAGAGGAAAGAGUUGCUGACGUUUACCGGCUGUUCAUUAAUCGCCUGAGCCCCGUACUGCAGAGACGGUUCUCGGAAUUGGACUAUAUCCCAGGCUCGUUCACGGCAGAAGAGGCCAGAUCGUUACUUGAUUACCCUACGGAAGCAGUGGUGAAGGACCAUGUGCUUGUCCCUAAACUAAGGGGUCACUUCAUUUCCUUUGAUCCCGCAAAUAGGCGCUUCAACAUACAGGGAAUCUUGAGAGAGAGUCUCAAGACAUGUUUCGCUUUGCGGCACAUUCCAGAAAUCCGCAAGCGUUUUUGCAAAACAUUCACCAAGGUAAUGACGAGCAUAUCUCGACGUUUUACGUCGCAGGAUUAUGCGAGCGCAUUGGCGGACUUUGCGUUUGAGCAGCCGAACUUGCAGAAGCUGUUGCUGGAGAUACAGUACACGACACAGGACACUUACACGUUCUUUAUUCGGAUGGCUACUGAGUCUGCAGUGUUUAUUGAGCAAUAUCUCGCAGGUAACUCGGAGGAUUUCUACAGUCAAUGUCAUCGUGCAGCAGACCGAUAUGGCAAUGAGAUGGACAAAGCUGUAGUAGAUUUGGCAGUGGGGAGCCUGUACACUAAUAUCAAGGCAGAUCUUAAAGCGGGCUACACCAAAUACAGUGCAGCUUUAAGCAUAUUGAAAGGCGCUGGAAAGUCUCUACAGCUCGCAACUGCGCAUCAGCGCAUCGGAUACAACCUGAUGUUACAGGAUCAAAACGACCACGCUAUAAAUCACUUAAAAUGUUCGUUGGCCAUCUCGCUAGUAUCCGGGAAGCCAUUCGAGCUCAUAGCUCUACAGGCGUUAAACAAUAUGGGAAGUACGCUUACCAAGUUAGGAGCAUUCGAAGAAGCUGAGAAAUACAACUUCGUUUCCCUAAAACGUCGACGGAAAAUCCAAGGUGAAAAUCACCCGGAUGUUGGAAUGACGUUGAACAACAUUGGAAUUAUGUACGACCAAAAGGGCGACAUAAGGUUAGCAUUGAAAUACUUCCAAGAAGCCCUUGACAUAAAGAAGAACUCGAAGGCUCCAGAUCUUUCUCUGGUUGCUUCGUUGACGAAUGUUGCAAACGUAUACUUGGCCGUUGAAAAGUUUGAUGAAGCAUUAAAUGCUUUAGACGAAGCGGAAAGAAUUUUAUCAAAGCAACGUUUUCCGCAGGUACACUUAAUUGCGUAUUUGAAUGACACAAGGGGUAAGUUGUAUUUCGAACAGGGCAAUAUGGACAAAGCUGCUGAAAUGUUCGAGAAUGCGGUUAGGGGACGCGAUAAAGUGGCGUCUGGAAAAACCACCCACGUGGAAAGCUUGGUCCAUAUGAUGAAAGUGGCCGUUAAAAAAGGGGACACUUUUAAAUGUAUUAAAACUGGAAAAACUGUGCUUUCUUUUAGAAACGAUCUUAUAAAGCAGCGUCCAAAAAGUCGCUUUUUAACUGAGUGUUUCGAUUGCCUUGCAAAGGUGUACGAGAUAAUGGGUGACGAUGUAAAGGUCAGGGAUACAUUGAGAAAGAUCAAAAUUGAACUGUUGAGGCUGGAAUACCUUUACACGUGCGAUUGCAAUGAAGACAUGGUGAGUGAAAUACGGCAACAGCUGGAGGACAUUGAGUGCAGACUGAAGGCGUUGCCUCACACCAACGACGAUGUUACAAACACCAACACAGUGAUUUAAAUUAUGUUAAAUUUGUAGAGCAUGCAAUAUUAAUUAAAUAGUACCGUUUAAAAAUGAUAUCCGCUUUGCAAAUAUAAGGGCUUAAUACAACGCAUGAUAUUACUUAGUUAUUAAAAUUUUUAUGAAGUGAAUACAAGUAUUGAACACAG